This is a messenger RNA of Cryptomeria japonica (Japanese cedar), 1753 nucleotides long. RefSeq names its product polygalacturonase At1g48100. Lineage: Eukaryota; Viridiplantae; Streptophyta; Pinopsida; Cupressales; Cupressaceae. The record is from RefSeq and is a predicted model, not a curated record. Gene Ontology annotation, molecular function: polygalacturonase activity. Bases 265 to 1605 code for a protein of 446 amino acids. Gene Ontology annotation, biological process: carbohydrate metabolic process. The transcript has 8 exons.
CCAUUCCCUUGAGAAGAGCUCUCUCUACAUAAACGCAUAAGUUGGCAGCAUCAAUAUCCUAUCCGAAGAAGAUGGGUCUGUCUCUUUUGUUGCCAGUUUAUGCUGGUAAACGAGCCCGCCCGGCUUUGGCCUUGAGCAGAGAGAAGAGUUGUACGUUUUGGACGCUAUUUGUCUCUUAUAAUUGAUAUAGUUUGCAGUUGAACUGCAUUGAAACUUUAAAAGACUUCAGAUAACCAACCGUUCUUGUCCUCCUUGCUGGAAGAGAUGCCUUCAAAGGCCCAUUGCAUUGUAUUAUUGCUACUUCUAGUGUUUCUCCAUGAGGCUGCUGGAUUAAAAACAGCUAAGAAAAAACCUGCCCCGCCAGCUAAAAAGCCCGGGUAUGGCAAAACACCAGUGAAAGGCAAUGGUGAUUCAGCUAUUUUCGACGUCCUUUCUUAUGGAGCCAAGGGAGAUGGAGUCACUGACGAUACAAAGGCAUUCAUGGCGGCAUGGCAAGCUGCGUGUAGUGUGGAGUCUGCACAGAUUGUCAUUCCGUCUGAAUUUCGGUUUCUGGUUGGGCCCAUUACGUUUUCUGGACCUUGUCAGCCCAAUAUCAUUUUUCAGAUCGAAGGGACCAUUAUAGCGCCCACCAAUGCUCGAAUAUGGGGCUCUGGUUUGCUACAGUGGAUGCAAUUCAUCAAACUGAAGGGCAUUACAAUCCAGGGAUGUGGUGUCAUCGACGGCCAGGGAUCAGUUUGGUGGGAUGUUUCUGAUGGAUCAUAUGAGUUAAGCAGUAGGAAGACCAAGAGUGCGAGAAUGCCAAGCAUUAAGCCCACUGCUUUGAGAUUUUAUGGAAGUUUCGAUGUUACCGUCCAAGGGAUAACAAUUCAGAACAGCGCACAGUGUCACCUUAAGCUUGACAGUUGCACUUCUGCCAAAAUUUUCAAUGUCACUAUAUCUUCUCCCUGUGAAAGCCCUAAUACAGACGGAAUUCAUCUGCAAAAUUCUGAAGACAUUGAAAUACAUCACUCAACAAUGGCAUGCGGGGAUGACUGUGUGUCAAUACAAACAGGGUGCGCAGAUAUCCGAGUGCAUAACAUCAAUUGUGGCCCUGGGCAUGGCAUCAGCAUUGGAGGACUCGGAAAAGAUCAAACAAAAGCCUGCGUUUCAAAUAUCACAGUCUAUGAUAGCUAUAUUUCGGAUGCAUUAAACGGUGUUCGAAUAAAGACAUGGCAGGGAGGAGUGGGAUCUGUGAAAGGAGUUUCAUUCUCGAACAUAGAGGUGUCGAACGUAAGAGUUCCAAUUGUGAUCGACCAGUUUUACUGCGACAAAAGGUUAUGCCGGAACCAGACAGCAGCAGUGGCCAUUGCGGGCGUGAAAUACGAGAAAAUCAGAGGGACUUAUGUAACAAAAGCUGCUCAUCUUGCAUGCAGCGAUAAUGUUCCAUGCACGGACGUCACGUUGACAGGAAUCGAGCUUGAACCCGUCGCAAAAAUUCUGCAGCAACCUUUCUGUUGGAAAACCUACGGCGAAACGGAGACGCCCACUAUUCCGCCGAUAUAUUGCUUACAUUCCGGCAACCCUUUCAAAAAUGGACGUGUACAGUCCCAUCGGGAUUCUUGCUAGACCCUCACAUGUUACAUUCUCCUUCAUACUUGUACAUUCUUCCUCCUCGCCGCCUCACGGGAAAUAAUUUUGUUCUUUUCAAAGAUAUCAAAUGGAAUUAAAUAAUUAUGAGCUUAGAUUGAGAAAUACAAAUGACAGGUUACAACGA